GGCGGGCACACGCAGAGCGCGCGGCCGGGGGCGGAGCAGCGGUGGAGGCGGCGGUGGCGGGCCUGCGGGGUGGGAAGCCUUAGCGGGCCCCAGGGAAACGAAGUGCUGCGCAGUCCUGAUUCCGCCGCCCGCCGCGGAGCCAUGGAGAUCGGCACCGAGAUCAGCCGCAAGAUCCGGAGUGCCAUUAAGGGGAAAUUGCAAGAAUUAGGAGCUUACGUUGAUGAAGAACUUCCUGAUUACAUUAUGGUGAUGGUGGCCAACAAGAAAAGUCAGGACCAAAUGACAGAGGACCUGUCCCUGUUUCUAGGGAACAACACAAUUCGAUUCACCGUAUGGCUUCAUGGUGUAUUAGAUAAACUUCGCUCUGUUACAACGGAACCCUCUAGUCUAAAGUCUUCUGAUACCAACAUCUUUGAUAAUAACGUGCCUUCAAACAAGAGCAGUUUCAGUCGGGGAGAUGAGAGAAGGCACGAAGCUGCAGUGUCUCCCCUUGCCAUUUCUAGCACUAGACCUGAAAAAAGAGAUUCCAGAAUUUCUUCAAGCUCACAGGAGCAGAAAACCACUAAUGCCAGACAGACUUAUGAUGACGGAGCUGCGACCCGACUAAUGUCAACAGUGAAACCUCUGAGGGAGCCAGCACCCUCUGAAGAUGUAAUUGAUAUUAAGCCGGAACCAGAUGAUCUCAUUGAUGAAGACCUCAAUUUUGUGCAGGAGAAUCCCUUAUCUCAGAAAAAACCUACAGUGACACUUACAUAUGGUUCUUCUCGCCCUUCUAUUGAAAUUUAUCGACCACCUGCAAGUCGAAAUGCAGAUAGUGGUGCUCAUUUAAACAGGUUGCCAUUUCAACAGCAGCAGAACAGUAUUCAUGCUGCCAAGCAACUUGAUGUACAGAACAAUCGGGUGUAUGAAACAGGACAUUUGUGUGAACCAGAAGUGCUUAACAGUUUAGAAGAGACUUACAGUCCCUUCUUCAGAAACAACUCAGAAAAAAUGAGUAUUGAGGAUGAAAACUUCCGGAAGAGAAAGUUGCCUGUGGUGAGUUCAGUUGUUAAAGUAAAAAAGUUCAAUCACGAUGGAGAAGAGGAGGAGGAAGAUGAUGAUUAUGGCUCCCGAACAGGAAGUGUGUCCAGCAGUGUAUCUGUGCCAGCAAAGCCUGAAAGGAGACCUUCUCUUCCACCUUCUAAACAAGCCAACAAGAAUCUAAUUUUGAAGGCUAUAUCUGAAGCUCAAGAAUCUGUAACAAAAACAACUAACUAUUCCGCAGUCCCACAAAAACAGACACUUCCAGUUGCUCCAAGAACUCGAACUUCUCAGGAAGAAUUGUUAGCAGAAGUAGUCCAGGGGCAAAGCAGGACCUCCAGAAUAAGUUCCCCCAUUAAAGAAGAGGAAACAAAAGGAGAUAAUACAGAGAAAAAUCAAGGAACUCCACAGAGGCAAUUACUAUCCCGACUGCAAAUUGACCCUGUAAUGGCAGAAACACUGCAGAUCAGUCAAGAUUACUAUGACAUGGAAUCCAUGGUCCAUGCAGACACAAGAUCAUUUAUUCUGAAGAAGCCAAAGCUGUCUGAGGAAAUAGUAGUGGCACCAAACCAAGAGUCGGGGAUGAAGACUGCAGAUACCCUUCGGGUACUUUCAGGACACCUUAUGCAGACACGAGAUCUUGUACAACCAGAUAAACCUGCAAGUCCCAAGUUUAUAGUGACGCUGGAUGGUGUCCCCAGCCCCCCAGGAUACAUGUCAGAUCAAGAGGAGGACAUGUGCUUUGAAGGAAUGAAACCUGUAAACCAAACUGCAGCCUCAAACAAGGGACUCAAAGGUCUCCUCCACCCACAGCAGUUGCAGUUGAUGAGCAGGCAGCUUGGUGACCCAAAUGCUGAGAUGAGUGAACUUAGUGUGGUACAAAAACCAGAAAAGCUUUUGGAGCGCUGCAAGUUGCCUGCUUGUAAAAAUGGGGACGAGUGUGCAUACCAUCAUCCCAUUUCACCUUGCAAAGCCUUCCCCAAUUGUAAAUUUGCCGAAAAAUGUUUGUUUGUUCAUCCAAAUUGUAAAUUUGAUGCAAAGUGUACUAAACCAGAUUGUCCCUUUACUCAUAUGAGUAGAAGAAUUCCAGUACUGCCUCCAAAACCAGCAGCUACAACACCAACACCAUCUUCUAGUAGUCAGCUCUGCCGUUACUUCCCAGCUUGUAAGAAAAUGGAAUGUCCCUUCUACCAUCCAAAACACUGUAGAUUUAACACUCAGUGUACAAGACCGGACUGUACAUUCUAUCAUCCCACCAUUACUGUACCACCAAGACACGCCUUGAAAUGGAUUCGACCUCAGACCAGUGAAUGACACCCAGUCCUACUGGUGGAAGAUCAUGCAGUUUGAAAGGUUCCAUCUGCUGAUGAAAAAUAAUUCUACAGAAUUGUCGAAUCUUUGAAACUUGGAAUAUAUUGCUUUCAUAACAUGAAGUUUAUUGUCUAUCUGAAGUGUCUAAUUUUUCAAGUUUGUAAGUUUAUUAAGUAGUUUUAACAUUGGGUGUUUUGUUGUUUUGACAAUGAAAAGACAGUUUAAGGAAAAGCUAAAUUCUAUUAAAACAUUUGAGGCAUGUUUGUACACUGCUGCUUCAGUUUCAGCACAUACAUCACUGUUGGUGGUGGUGCUGUGGUUUAGGACCACUUGGCUGUAGCGAGGAAUGCUGUUAUUUUGAAAGCUGAAUUGCUUUCACUUUUCCCAAAGAUAUGUUUGUAAUCCACCACGAAAACAGGAGUGGCCAGAAGUAUUGAGACAGCUUAAUAGUCACUCAAGUCUGCCUUUUUUUUUUUUUUUUUUUUUUUUUUUAAAGAAUUUAGUUUGGAAAGCAUGGUAUAGGCCUCUGAGUGAGUACGAUUUAGUACAAUGGUCCCUAGGUCCCUUGCCUUCUGUGAAAGGAUUGAGAUGUGCAUAAACGUGAAAGCAAAGGGAAUGACAAUUGCAAAAAAAUAUGAAUAAGUCCUUAAAAUGCUUUCAUUUACUAUUAACAUACUUUUUAAAUAAACUUUUUGGGGAACUACAUUGUCACAAAAUUAUACAAAAAUUUUUACAAGUAUAUACAUAAGGGUCAGAGAAAACAAACUUUUAAACACAAGAUUAUAAAUAUAUAUUCCCACAUUCUGAAAAAUAACAUUCUCAGAAAUAACUCCACAGAAAAUACACUUGGUUACUACUGAUCAUUUCUGAAAUAUAAAAAUUAGAUUUAAGUAUUAUUUUUAAAUGACAACUAUAUAAUUACAGAGAUCAGAUGGGUAAACUGCAAGAUAGGAUGAAACUUUUGGCCUACUGUAUUUAUUAUGGAGUUUUGUGUGUGGUUUUUAAAAUUGUUAAGGCAAGACGUGUCCAAUGCUUUAGAAUUAAAUAACAGUUAACUGAUUUUGUUGAUGUAGUGUUUUUAAAAAUCAAAUCUUAAGUGGUUAGUGAAGAGUGAAUUAAUGCAGAAGAGUUCGACUCAAACAUUUUCAGGACCAAAUUAAAUCUGUUAAAAAAAAGUUGAUUGCUUAGUCAUAUACUCAAAGGAUGAAUAAUAAACCCAUAUCUGUAAAAAAAAAAUUUUAAGAUCAUAAAGCCAGCCUUCUGUUGUGAUCCUUGCUUUUCCACUGGGAGAAGAAGCAACCAGUCCUUAACCCAUAUGGUGACCUGCACUCGGCUGUGGCGAUCCCAAAAUGAAGACUUGAAACACUGAAAGAACAAAGCACACAAGGGUGGAAUGGCCACUGUGCUAGGCUUAGGUGAAACGACAGUCCCCUUCAUUCUCCGAGUGCGCCAUCGAAUCUAAGGCAUUCGUUCAUUCCAGUGUUGAUGCUGUGAUCUCUGCAGAAGAUAUUUAUUUUUAAAUAGUUUAUAGUUUUCAUUGUUCUAUUAUAAAGACCGUAAGUGGGAACAAGGGCUUAAGUGGUUAGUUCAUUCUUUUUUACACAGAAAUAACAUGCUAAAAUCUGAUUGUAUAAUAUUUAAUAGAUAUUGACUGGAACACAUUUAUCUUUUAGUUACUAAGGUGGUUUGUGGGCAACCUAAAAUUGAUCCUAAAAUAUUUGUUGCUUGGUCUAACAGUCUAAAAUGAACCACCAUAAAAAAAAGAAGGGGAUGAAUAUGGCUGGUGAUAAUGAAGUAAAUGAUACGAAGUGCACAGUGUGCUUUGGCCUGCAUGUAUAGACAUAAAAGAAUUGGGACUACAGUGGCCACCAGUCUCAAGUUAUAAAUUCAGGUGCAUAGAUGCUGCACACAAAAAUAAUUCUCUAGGAUAAAAAAAAAAAAUAGAGCAGAUUUUAUGUGGUCUGUCAUGUUUCACCUUCCCUUGGUUGAUGGUGCAUACAUCAAGGUUACUGUUAAGAUGCCUAAAAGUCAAGGAACCUUUAGUCAGGAAACUGCCACAGCAGUGAUUAAGGCUGACUUACCAGGUUAGUCGUUUUUGAGGGAUAAAAAUGUAAUGGAAGCUGUUUUAUGCUAUAUAGUUUACUUCCUUAAGAGUAUAGUGAUAGUACUGAAAUUUUUCUCUUCCUCAAAAUGACAAAAGGGAAAAUUUUAGAUUACAACAGGCUAAAAAUGGGAGGUUAGUCUAGAGUGCUUUUUCCUUUAAUUUCUUCAUAAAAUAUGUUGAAGUAGAAUUAAUAUGUUCUAAAAUUUUGUUUAAUUUAGGAAAAUCCCCCCCCCUUUUUUUUGGUGGUACUGGGGAUCUAACCCUAGGGCCUUGCACACACCAGGCAAGCACUCUAGCACUGAGCUCUAGACUUUAAAAUUUUGAGACAGCAGGCCUUGAAGUUGUGAUCCUCCUGCCUCCUCAGCUGGCAUUAGAGUUGUACACCACUAUGUCUGGUUUAGGAGAAUUUAUUUUUUUGGUACUGGGGGUUAAGCCAGGGAUGCUUAACCAUUGAGCCACAUCCCCAGACCCUUUGAGGCAGGGUCUAAGUUGCUGAAGCUGACCUCGAACUUGGAAUCCUCCUGCCUCAGCUUCCAAGUCACUGGGAUUACAGGUGUGUGUGCCACCAUACACAGCUAGGACAAUCUUUUGAUGUGAAUAAUGACAGAAUAAUGUCUUAUGUGUCAAGUUUCUUUAAUCCCUCAGUCAACCCUCGAGAUGCAGCUAUUUGUUUUAAACUGACCAGGUUCAAUCAAUCACUGAUUAGGCUUUUUGUGAUAUAAUUUAGUCAUUUUAGUAUUCCCAGUGUUGGCCACAGUAGAUAGAAUCUUUGUUCUAUUAUCUAUUAUACUACAAAAGAUAAAUUAACAGUAAAAUUAAAAUUUACAGGACCAGUAGUGCAUCUUCAACUUCUUCACAUUUAGAAAAAUAUAUUUUUAAACAGCACUCUACAUAAUUUUCAGUCUUCAGGAAACUAUAGAUAGACUAAAAUAGCAAAUUCCUGAACGAUGAUUACUGAUCUUUGGCAGCAUUUAAAGUGAAAAAGACUAAGGAUCUAAGAGUUCAACCUCAAUCCACUAAGAAGGAAUUCUGACAAGUUUUCAAUGGACCUAGAUAUGUUUUGGAAUUAGCUGAUGGGUGACAAUACAUCUAACUAAAACUUCCCCAAUAGAAAAAAGCUAUAAAAGUUUUAUACCAAGAAUUAUUAAAUUGUAUAAGUUUGUGUGAAUUUAAUGUUUGUUAAUCAAAUGUUUAUAGACUUUGUCUUUAAUGUGCAGUGUUGUCUUCCACUUACUAGUGCUAUCUGAAAACCUAAAAAAAAAAAAGAAAAUUCACCACUGUACACCCCUGGAAAUGAUUGUUCCUCAUACCGCCUUCCCAAUAAUGAGGCUG
Messenger RNA from Sciurus carolinensis (gray squirrel), 5767 nucleotides. RefSeq names its product zinc finger CCCH-type containing 14 (gene Zc3h14). Gene Ontology annotation, molecular function: poly(A) binding. Gene Ontology annotation, cellular component: cytoplasm; nucleus. Lineage: Eukaryota; Metazoa; Chordata; Mammalia; Rodentia; Sciuridae. The record is from RefSeq and is a predicted model, not a curated record. Gene Ontology annotation, biological process: regulation of mRNA stability.